AUCCCCGCCCACUGGCAGGAGAGCGCGGCCGGGCGGCACGCGCGCGCGCAGGGUCCUUAAAAGCCGCGGCCGCGCGGAGACGCCGAGCUCGCCCACCGCGCGCAGGCGGAGACAUGCACGUGAACGGCAAAGUGGCGCUGGUGACCGGCGCGGCCCAGGGCAUCGGCCGAGCCUCCGCCGAGGCGCUGCUGCUCAAGGGCGCCAAGGUAGCGCUUGUCGAUUGGAAUCAUGAAGCAGGUUUAAAGUGUAAAGCUGCCCUGGAUGAGCAGUUUGAACCUCAGAAGACUCUCUUCAUCCAGUGCGAUGUGGCCGACCAGGAACAACUAAGAGAUACUUUUAGGAAAGUUGUAGACCACUUUGGAAAACUGGACAUUUUGGUGAAUAAUGCCGGAGUGAAUAAUGAGAAAAACUGGGAAAAAACUCUGCAGAUUAAUUUGGUUUCUGUCAUCAGUGGAACCUACCUGGGUUUGGAUUACAUGAGCAAGCAGAAUGGAGGUGAAGGUGGCAUCAUUAUUAAUAUGUCCUCUUUAGCAGGGCUGAUGCCUGUUGCACAACAGCCUGUUUAUUGUGCUUCCAAACAUGGCAUAAUUGGAUUCACCCGCUCGGCAGCGAUGGCUGCUAAUCUCAUGAACAGUGGUGUGAGACUGAAUGCCAUUUGCCCAGGCUUUGUUAAUACACCCAUCCUCAAAUCCAUUGAAAAAGAAGAAAACAUGGGACAAUAUAUAGAAUACACGGAUCAUAUCAAGGAUAUGAUGAAAUACUAUGGAAUUUUGGACCCAUCAAUGAUUGCCAAUGGAUUAAUAACACUCAUUGAAGAUGACGCUUUGAAUGGGGCUAUAAUGAAGAUCACAACUUCUAAGGGAAUUCAUUUUCAAGAUUAUGAUACAACCCCAUUUCACACGAAAGCUCAGUGAACAUCCUAUAUGUCAGCUUUAACCGAAAAUAAGCACAAAUGACUUAGACCACAUCUUCAUUUGAAUACAGCUUUUUAAAUGAAAUGUUAUCGUUUGAAGCUUUCCUUUCAUGCAUGUGAUGUUCAUUUUUUCUAAAUGAUUAGUUAAGUAUAUAGCUUUAAAAAAUGAGGAACUAUCAAAAAUAUGACGUGGACCAAAGCUAGGUUUUGAUCUUUUCAGUCUAAGUAAUGAUUAAAACAAAGGAUAUUCCAGGAAUAUUCUGCCUUUCAGAAAAUA
Physeter macrocephalus (sperm whale) is the source of this 1190-nucleotide messenger RNA. It is a transcript of the gene HPGD, whose product is annotated as 15-hydroxyprostaglandin dehydrogenase. Gene Ontology annotation, biological process: prostaglandin metabolic process; female pregnancy. NCBI's taxonomy places the organism in Eukaryota, Metazoa, Chordata, Mammalia, Artiodactyla, Physeteridae. Gene Ontology annotation, molecular function: 15-hydroxyprostaglandin dehydrogenase (NAD+) activity. Gene Ontology annotation, cellular component: cytoplasm. Bases 114 to 914 code for a protein of 266 amino acids. The transcript has 7 exons. The record is from RefSeq and is a predicted model, not a curated record.